GCAACAUGGCACCGACGCAACCUACAGCAAGAUCAGAACGCGAAAAGAAGCUAAAGUCGGUGCUUACCUUCGCCUCACUACUCGCCGAUCGGCUCGGCAACCUCUGUGAUACAUCGCUUAUCAUUGACCUCCAGACCCAUAUACGAGUGCUGUUACUCCCAGCUUUAUCGACGGCGACAACGAAGCAAGAGAAUCUCGACAAGCUAGGUGGCGAGCUAUGGAACCUCUCCACCCGCCUGCGACGUGAUGAGUCAACCCUAGAUGGUAAAGGGAACGAAGAAGGAGCCCGCAAGAGUCGUGUUCUUUGCCUUGUACGCGUGUUUGCGUUCCUGCUUCUCGAUUCGGCAGGUAAACAGGCGACCAAGACUCUUCAACGGAAGACAUGCAUUCGGCUUAUGAAGGUUGCACUGAAAGCGGCAAGAGUAUGCAUCGACGGUAAUGAGCUGGAAAAUGCGACGAAGGUCCUCGAGAGGGCUGCAGAGUAUCAGGAAGUCCUGAGCCACGCGAAUAAUGAUGUGGUGAGCAAUGAGGAGACAGAGCUUGCGGAACGAUCGCGGGUCGAAUACUAUGCUGUACGAACGACUUUGGCCUGGCGUCAAGACCGUAUGGAUACUGCAGAGCAUAUGUUCGUAAAAUGCCAACAGCUCGUUCGCGUCCUCACUCCCACCACCGCUGAAAAUCUCGCAGACCUGCUCUACGAGAUUGGCAAGGGCGCCCUGACAAAGCGGAAUUACGAACUCGCCGUUCGCUGGCUCGAACGCGCUUACGAUGUGCUCGGAGAACAGGAUCUGGAAAUGCUCAGUCCAGAAGCUGGUGAGCUGCGACUUAGUACGAUGCAGAGUCUCGUACAUGCACACAUGAAACUCAAGACGCCUGAGGCGCAAGACAAAGCGUGGCAUAUGGUAGGACUCAUGGAGACUGAAUACGGCGACAAGAUGGUCGUUCCGCUGCUAAAGAUUGAGCUUUUGUCUGCAGCCGAGACUUUCGACACAACCGAGUUCUAUAAUGUGCUUCUUCGUAUGAUGCGUUCGGUGGUCCUCAACGACACAAACUUCAGAACGAUUAUGCAUCACAUACACAAACUAAAAGAUCACAGCAUCAUUUCCGCCUGUCAAGCACUUGACGAUCUUGUUGACAUACGUCUCUUCAGGGAAGAAAAUCAGGCCUGGGUUGAGAAAGCCGUUAUCACGCGUGUCUGGCUAGGGACCACCAAUACAUUUGCCGAGAACACACUCGAGCAAUUGCAGCGGUUGUUCGAUAGGGUUUUGCAAAAUUCGAAGACAUCCCUUUCAGCACCAGCCACUCAUGCCGCACAAACAUUGCUAUGGAAGCAGGUCGAGGGGACACAUAGCCAGGAACAAUACGGCGUGGCUGAAGCGUGGUGUCGCAUCUGCCUUCACAUGCUUUUCGACAAAGCUGGAGCACAAAACAAGUCGAAAAUCACAAGGAAGAUUAUUCAGUGUGCUCUAGCACGGCUGGACUUUGCCGCUGCUCGGGAGGCAUACUCGAAGAUGCCUAGUACCGGAAAAGAUGAGCCUGUGACACGAUACUUGAUGUACAAAUUGGGCAUUCAGAGCAAUGACACAGACUUGGCUGGAGAGUGCUUGGACGUCAUAUGCCGGAACUCAUCAAAAGAUGCAACUCUACUAUAUGCUUGCGUGAUGGAGGCGCAGAAUGCUGGCGAUAAGCGGCAGGCCAUAAUUGCACUAGAACGUGUCCUCGACAAGUACGACUACAGUGCGCCCGCGGGUAUUCAUCUACCUGCGCUCUUGCGGAGCACUGCAAGGCUUCUUCAAUCAGAACUGGUCAAAGAUGGCAAUAUCGAUUCUGAUAUCAUGGGACAGCUAUGUACCGUGUUCGAAGGAUCAUGUUCACAAGCUAGAGCAUCUCGGAGAAGACCAAGUACUCCUGACCAACAACUGUUUACAACGCAGGAAUUUGAGUGGUUUUCCAAGAACGCUUACAAUCUCUCACUCAGGCACUGUGCAGAGAUGCAACCCAGUAUGCUGGUCAGGUUGUUGACUGUUUGCACAGAGUUCAUCAAGCUCUUGAAUGAACAAGAAAAGUCAGAUACUGGGAGUGAUGUUUCUCUCAGGCUAGUGUUCUGCGAGUUUCUUGCUACUUGUAGCUAUACCACAAUGGCCCGAGCAGAGGACAAUGUACAGAACUGCCUUCAAUUCUAUCUAGAGGCUCGCAAACACAGUCAAGAAUUUCGUCGUUCGGCAGCUGAAGGGAUGGACAAGCUUGGCGGAUCUGCUCAGUCGGACAUAAUCUUGAAGCAUUUUCAGAUCGUUAAGUUGGAACUGGAAGCGGUACUGAAGCUUGAGAAAUGGGAUGAGCUUGACGACCUUUUCGAUCAAUGCUGGAAGUACAAAAGCCCAGAUCACUACGAAACACUCGCAGAUCUUGUACUCGUGAUUCACUCUAGUAUGGUCACAGUGAGUUUGGAGGAGAAGUACCGGAGUAGAAUUUUAUCAGUGCUACGGAAGAUUAUCGAUCUCACCUGGCGUCAGCCUGGCAAAGACAUCACCAAGCUCGCGCGCUGGAUACGCUGCCUGUUCAACAUUGCGCUUACUUUCGACGAGAAGCUCAGUCUUGGUUGUGUUGAGAAGGCUAUUGACAUCGCAGCGGCGAACCAGGGAACAUCUUACCAUAUCACUACGUCUCUCAUGCUGGACACUCCCCCGCCAUCAUCAAGCCCUUCCAAACACGAGCACGAUGAUGUGGAAUCGACUGACGAUGAGUCCAAGAAUACUGACCGAUACCCUUCUACCGAACUCGAGUGGCUAGCAACAACGACUUAUAAUCGUGCCAUUGACUACUAUAUGCAAGAAAAUGAUCAGAGUUCAAAGACGUGGGCAGAACACUCAUUUAGAGCUGCGCAAUGGCUUGAAGACAAUGGAGCGUUAAGAGAUCUGCUGAUGGAGAAGUACGCAUGCUUGAAUUGGAACUCAUAAUGACGCAAGUUGUAACGUGCUUGCGAUACAUCGAGCAUCAAAAGAUUUAGAAGCAUGUUGUGUUCGACGUUUAAA
Dothidotthia symphoricarpi CBS 119687 is the source of this 3032-nucleotide messenger RNA. Its product is annotated as SPO22-domain-containing protein. Bases 6 to 2957 code for a protein of 983 amino acids. NCBI's taxonomy places the organism in Eukaryota, Fungi, Ascomycota, Dothideomycetes, Pleosporales, Dothidotthiaceae. The transcript has 10 exons. Gene Ontology annotation, biological process: regulation of synaptonemal complex assembly; meiotic cell cycle. Gene Ontology annotation, molecular function: protein binding. The record is from RefSeq and is a predicted model, not a curated record.